AAACAAUGCAGCUCCUGUGUAUUGCAGCUUUACUUUUGUCAGCGGUAGCUGCUCAGUCAGGUUCCCGGAGGCCAUGGCAGGAGGGACAGUUCCUGACUACCAGUGAACCGAAGCUGGAUGCAGACUCUAAGAGUGUUGACGACGAGCAGUCAGUGACACAUGCCCCAGAAGAUGGACAAGAAGGGUUGGGUGGAGGCUGGCCAGCAUGGGACUCAGACCACCGGUCUCAAGUUUCUGCUUCCGGCAAAAGACAGACUGUUUUCAUUUCUGAUGGUUCUGAAAGCCAUCAUCCUCGGCCCGCCAGGCAAUCAGGGGGAUCCAGAGGCAGAGGACCUUCAAGAGGGCAGAGGCCCAACAGGAGGAACCCCGGUGCAAAGGUGUUUUCCCCUGUGUUCAAGGUUGACAAUGUGACAUUUCAGAACAUCACUGAUGUAACCCUGAAGGAGGGAGAGAACAUAUUUCUGAUGCCGAGGCAUGGAGGAAGAGGAGCUCACAACCACAAGGGAGGAAGACAUGGGCCUCCGAAGGAUGUGCAAGUUGUGAAGCUCAUCUACAACGCCACAGAGCCGAACAAAGUUUCAGUUGAGUUUGGGCUUUUUAAACCUAAACUUGGUGAAUUUAUUGGAGAAGAAAACAAUGAUGAAGAUUAUUGACAACAAUAAAAGGAAGAAACAACCACAAGUUCGAUUGACUAACUUCAAAGAAGAUUCCUGUUUUCCUU
Molecule: messenger RNA, 721 nt
Organism: Cyclopterus lumpus (lumpfish)
Lineage: Eukaryota; Metazoa; Chordata; Actinopteri; Perciformes; Cyclopteridae
Exons: 13
Coding region: 6-653 (215 amino acids)
Source: RefSeq, a predicted model, not a curated record